AUGGAAGGCCCCUCCCUCAACCCGCCACCUUCAGGCACAGCGAUGUACCCGGACCAGAUGCCCCUACCUUCCGUGCUGCACCUGCCUUACGAAGCUCCGCCCUCAGCCGCCUACCUGUCAUCUGCCCCGCCCCCUCCUCUGGCUCACUCUCCCCACCACUCUUACCACCCCAUCGUGCCCGCCUCUGCACAUUGGGGAGGACACACCUCGCGGGUCUACUGCCCCGCCCCCAACCCCGCCCACGUGGUGGGUUACAUCACUGCUCCGUCCGCGCACUUCAUGCCGCCUAGCGCCUGACGCCCACUUGCACCAACCCUGGCUAGCUUGCCACUGAAUUAAGUUUGUUUAGCUUGUUAGGAUGGGCAUCUUUGAGUUUGUCCCAGCCAAUCGGAGAGGAGGGUGUGGCCAGUCCAUUUUUUGUUGAAGGGAUGUUUUGUUCGCGGAUUGGUUUUUGUUCACUUGGUUAAUAAAGUUUGUCACCAGCAAGAAA
Molecule: messenger RNA, 490 nt
Organism: Phyllopteryx taeniolatus (common seadragon)
Lineage: Eukaryota; Metazoa; Chordata; Actinopteri; Syngnathiformes; Syngnathidae
Exons: 1
Coding region: 1-297 (98 amino acids)
Source: RefSeq, a predicted model, not a curated record